AAUAAAAGAAAAUGCAAUGCAAUUACGUGUAGAAAAGAAGAACGAAAAAAGUGUCACAUGGCCAGCGAGUGAAUGCUGAAUGGUCUACCAUUACCAGGAGGAGGCCGGAGAAGCCGCGUCGGCGGCCGGUUCUGGGCCUGCACGUGUUUUCCCCCUAUUUUUAUUCGUAUUUAUCACCGCAAAAAUCAAAAUCAGAAUCGCUGCCAUCCAUUUCCAUUUCCAUUUCCAUUUACGUUCCAUUCCCCCUCCCUCACCUCUACACUUGAGAAAGAGAGGGAAGAAGAACCAAGAGGCAGGUUUCUUUUUAUAGGAAGCUAGACCGGAGCUUUCAGGGGGAAGGCUUGAAUAUUUUAUUUUAAUCUUCCUGCUCUUCCUUCUCCUCUUUCUUUCUUCCAUUCUCUCCCUCUAUUUUGUUUCUGUUAUUUGGUGGGUUCGUUGCCUUUGUGUUCUCCUGUCCUGGUGCACUGUGAUUCACUGAUUCUGAUUGCCGUGAUUCACGCCAAUUUCUCCAUUUACGCCUUCUCUCUCCUCCCGUUCUUCCUUUUCUAUGCUCUGAUAGAAGAAGAAGCGUCAGUCUCUGCCUCUGCCGCCGCGAAUUAAUGGAGAGCGACUGCUGCUCACCGUCUUAUCUGCAACCGAAGCUAUCCAGGCUAAGAUUAGCUUUCUGCUGAUUUUUUUCUUCUUUUCUAAUUAAGGGGUGGUGGCGCUUAAAUUUGUUAGGAUUAUUUCUGUUCACAUUUUUUCAACAGUCUAUCAGUCCUCUCCGCGGCUAAAUUUCCCUUUGGCUUCUAGUAAAAGAACAAUCUUUUUUAUCUGUUGGUGAUCUGUUUUCAUGUUUACUAGCUCAUUUCAUGCCGGGAUUAUUGUUCUUCUUCUUGUUGUUGUUGUGGUACCAAUUUGAUUUGGGGACCCGUUCUCAAGUUUCCUUAUAAUUGCUGCUAAAAGAUGACUUUGCUAUCGAGCCCUUGUACUUCGAGGUGUGACUUUUCCCCGCAGUUGUUAUGCUUUCUGCCCUCACUCUGCCCAUGUAAAAUCGAUGAGGAAAUACCAAGGAACUUGAGCUUCCGAUUUGUUAUUAGUUGCCCCAGAAGAAGAAUAAGAAGAAAAAGAAGAAACGGAUAUCUUGUGGGAGUUUUUCCUCAUGAGAAUUCCCGGCCGGAACGGAUGAUUGUUCGGACAUGCAUGGUUCCAACUGAAGGAGGAAGAAACAAUUUGAAUUUGGGACCUCUUGCCCAUUCUGCAAGUCCUAGAACAAAAAGUUUUAUUGUGAAGCAGAUGGCAUCUUCAGAUGACAAUUUGUAUCGUGAUCAUCUUGAUCAAAGAGACAUAUUAUCUCAAGAGUCAUCAUCAUCGUCCAGUCAUAUGGGUACGGGACCUAUGAGUUCAAGUUUUACUAACUUCCAAGAAGACCCUAUUGUAGAUAAGCUAAGGACGCAACUAGGGGUGAUACAUCCAAUCCCGGCACCUCCGAUUAGUCAGAGGAACAUUGUAGGGUUAUUUGUCUUCUUUUUCUUUGUUGGGGUUGCUUUUGAUAAACUGUGGACAUCCAGGAAGAGGAACAAAUCUGAUAGCAGUGUCAAGGGCCGGCAAGGCACUUGGCCUCAGGUUCCUACAAGCUUUUCUUUGUUCCUUGAGAAGGAUUUGCAGAGGAAAGAGUCAGUGGAAUGGGUAAACAUGGUUUUGGGGAAGUUGUGGAAGGUCUACAGAUCUGGACUUGAGAAUUGGAUCAUUGGGUUGCUUCAGCCAGUCAUUGACAAUCUAAAGAAGCCUGAUUAUGUGCAGAGAGUUGAAAUAAAGCAAUUCUCAUUGGGCGAUGAGCCAUUGUCUGUUAGGAAUGUUGAACGCAAAACCUCACGUCGUGUUAAUGACUUACAGUACCAAAUAGGCCUCCGUUAUACUGGUGGUGCCCGUAUGCUAUUGAUGCUUUCACUAAGUUUUAGCAUUAUACCUGUUGUCGUACCAGUUGGUGUUCGAGAUUUUGACAUUGAUGGUGAACUUUGGGUUAAGUUACGGUUAAUCCCAUCAGAGCCUUGGGUAGGAGCUGUUUCAUGGGCCUUCGUUUCACUUCCAAAGAUAAAGUUUGAACUAUCACCAUUUCGCUUGUUCAAUCUGAUGGCAAUUCCUGUUCUCUCAAUGUUUUUAACAAAACUCCUCACUGAGGAUCUGCCCCGGCUAUUUGUACGUCCAAAGAAGAUUGUUUUGGAUUUCCAGAAGGGCAAAGCAGUUGGUCCUGUUCCAAUUGAUUUCAAGUCAGGAGAAGUGCAAGAAGGGAAUAAGGAUUUUGUGGGAGAAUUAUCUGUAACUCUUGUAGAUGCUCAGAAGCUAUCUUACAUUUUCGGGAAAACUGAUCCAUAUGUAAUUCUAAGUUUGGGCGAUCAAGUUGUGCGUAGCAAAAAGAAUAGUCAAACCACUGUCAUUGGGCCUCCUGGGGAGCCAAUUUGGAAUCAGGAUUUCCAUAUGUUGGUUGUCAAUCCUGGAAAACAAAAAUUAUAUGUCCAAGUCAAGGACUCACUUGGAUUCACCAAAUUCACUAUUGGUAGCGGAGAGGUUGAUCUGGGAUCUCUUGAAGAUACUGUACCAACAGACAGGAUUGUGGUCUUGCGAGGUGGUUGGAGAGUCUUUAGUAAGCAAUCAUGUGGAGAAAUACUCCUUCGACUUACAUAUAAAGCUUAUGUUGAGGAUGAAGAAGACGAGAGGAUGGUAGAUGGAUACACGGAUACAGAUGCCUCGGAUGAUGAGUUGUCUGAUCCAGAUGAAUCUACACCAACCUAUCAGCAGGGUGCGAGAAAUUUGUCUGAUGGGGUGGAGAAAGAAUCGUUUAUGGAUGUUCUAGCAGCUUUGAUUGUCAGUGAGGAAUUUCAGGGGAUAGUGGCAUCUGAAACAGGAAAUAUCAAAACCUCUGGCAACGCUAACAGGAUACCGUCAACAAGUUCAAGAUCACGCGAGGUUGGAACCAAACCAUCAAGUCCUGAUGGCGGUUCUGAAGGCUUUGGAGGGUCUGCCUUAUUUUGGCUUGUGGUGAUCACUAGUAUCUCAGUCCUGAUUGCCACGAAUAUAGGGGGUUCAAAUCUUUUCAAUCCUUGAGACACGACAGUUAGGUAUUACAGGUAUAAUGCUUCUUUCACCCUCUACCCAUCAGCAACUUAAAAAAAAAAGAGUUGACUUCUACAUCUUGGCAUAUUUCCCUGAAGGCGUGUUUCCUCUGUGAAAAUGCAUCACUUCCUGAGGAUGAUAAAUAACAACACUAUGGAAGAUAUAAACCGAAGUAACUACUACUGGAUUGUAUGCACCAGUAGAUUGUCAUUCAUGUAGUUAGCGCCAUCUUCUGAACCAACAUUUUAGUAAAGAGGGUUGGCUCAUUGUCAGGUCAGGAAGGAUAUAGGGUAGAUAUGGCAGUGGAUUCUACAACUAGUCGAAGAGAAUGGCAAUGGCAUCCUAGUUUGCAUAGUUAUUUGGGAUUGUAUGAGCAGAGGAAUCAUCAAUCUUCUAUUUGCGGCAGCAAGGUUUUUGAUCUUUCAUUUUGAGAAGCUCCAUCUGUAAUGAAGUGUAAAUUCUUGCGUCUGCGUCCAUUUUGACGAUAUGCUAUUUUUUUAAAUUAUUAUUAUUAUUAUUAUUUUGA
This is a messenger RNA of Diospyros lotus (date-plum), 3619 nucleotides long. Its product is annotated as tricalbin-3-like. The transcript has 8 exons. The record is from RefSeq and is a predicted model, not a curated record. The coding region runs from base 946 to 3084 and encodes 712 amino acids. NCBI's taxonomy places the organism in Eukaryota, Viridiplantae, Streptophyta, Magnoliopsida, Ericales, Ebenaceae. Gene Ontology annotation, molecular function: lipid binding.